ACAAUAAACCACUAAUAAAAUUUAAAAAUAUGACGAUACUUUUGAGAACGAUCAUUUCAGGCAAUGCCUGAAAAAAUUUAAUAAGGCCUAGCCAUUGCUAGGCCUUACGCUACAUACAUAUUUCGACAGAUCCUACUGUCAUCAUCAGUGUACCGAGAUUCCAUAUAGGCAAUCUUAUUUAAACGAAGUGAAGUUUGUAACUCGUAAAUUUAUACGUAAUUCAACCGUAUCAAGUUGUAAACACCAAGAUCAUCAAUAAAAACAAUGUAUAAUUAAUGGUAAACGGAAUGAAGUAAAAUCAGAAUGACAAAGUUAGAUUAACAUGGUAAAGUUGUUUGUUGAGUGAGGGCUGCUCCCAUUGAAUAUGUAAUGCCUCCUUUAUUUUGAGAUGAUGAAUUGAUGGGGCGGAGUCAAGAAUACGGAAACAGUCCUUGCUUCAAGUUUGCAUGCAUUUGCAAUAAUAAUAAUAAUAAUAAUAAUAAUAAUAAUAAUAAUAAUAAUAAUAAUAAUAAUAAUAAUAAAAUUAUAUUCAAAUGUACAUUUUUAUAACAGUGGCACACGCCAACAUUAACGGUACUAUCAAGCCAAAUAUUGAAAUUUAGUGACCGUUUGGUAGAGAGGCAAUUUUCCUGCUUCUUGUGCUAAGGACCCUGGUUCAAAUCUGGCCAAUUGGAGUCAGUCGCUCAGUUUCUGUCCUCGAAUAACCCACACAAGAGACACGGGGGGGUGGGGGACAAGGUACACAUAUUAUGGCCGCCGUCGCAAUUUCUCAAGUUUGGAAUUAUGACAGCGAUAACAAAAAAAUAAAUAAACCAAGGUUCAUAGCCCCAUUCCAUUGUAUUCUUUCUUCGUAGUGUUGUUGUGAUUAUUGAUUUUUCACCUGCAACGUACGAUUAUUAGUACAAUUGCUGAUCGCGUCAUCAGAACAAAUCUGAUCUUGUUGCAAUUCGUAACUAGUAACUAUACGUAAAACCAGUUGGAUUAUUAUUCCUAAUCGGAUGAGAAGUUACACAAGGUUUGCAAACGUUUGUUAAGGAAUACCUGAGCUGGAAAGAAAUAAACAGAUAAAAUGGAAGAUAUGCAAUUUAAUGUUUUAAAGAUGGUUGUCUCAAAAUGGUAUGACGACAACAGAUCCCUUACUAUGUUGAAAGUGUUAUUCAGAGACUAUGUCACAACUGGGAAAAUGGCAACAAUAACUAACACGAUGGACUUGCUGAAUGACUUGUUUAAUUCUGCUUAUCUUACUCCAAGUGAUUUGACGAUCCUAUGUGAAACCAUUAACCUAACCAAACACUAUGCCCUCCAAGAGAGAAUCAAAAGCACUUUUCAGUCAUUCCCUGAUGUUAGGGAAGGAACUGUUUCAAUAAAAUUUAAGCCUCAUAGACAACGUCUAAUGAAAUUUGGGAUGGCGCUGACACCAGCAGAUGUCACGCUGAUUAAUGGAUUAUAUAAUACGCCUCUUAAGGAGUAUGCAGACGCAUGGAGUAUGAUCAGUGAUCUGGAAGACAAUCUAAUAAUCAAAGAAGAGGAUAUGACAGGUUUCUAUGGUUCAUUGAACAUACUGAAUCUUCGUCUGGCAUUAAAUGCACUAAAGGAAGAUAUUUCACCUGCGGAUACACUACAAGUUCCGGAUGCGUACCAGAUGCCAGCAAUGUCUCCGUUGCAAUUCAAUCAACUACUCGAAGAUGUGUCCAAGUGGUGGGAACACUAUGGAAACCUGAAUAUGUUAAAAGUAAUACUAAGCGAAUUUAAUGUUAUUCCUGUAGCACUGAUAGAGGAGGCAACUAAUCCACGUCCUCUCUUUGAGCAACUUAAAGGCAGCGGGCUUAUCAGUAAAGUAAACGUUGAUGUUAUCAUCCAAACUGUUGUUUUGGGUGGCCAAAAUGGCGUAGAACCGAAAAUCAAAGAAUUGAUACCGACAUUUGCAGGAUUAAGUCAAGUUGUAAUCACCAAAUUUUCAAAGCAUCGAAGAAAUUUACUCGAAUUUGGCAAGGUUAUAGGCGGAAGUAACAAGGAAAAAAUUGGUUAUUUGUUUAACCUGUACGUACCCGAACUAAAGGACCAGUGGAGUUUGAUAUUUCAAUUGGAAAAAGGUGGUAUUCUUACUGAUGACCUACAGGUAAAGGAAGCAUUCGUUAACAAACUCCUGGACAAUGAUAUGAUUGCUGAAGCUCAAGCACUGAAUACAUUUUAAUAUGAAACGAGAUUAUGACGAUUAUAAAACAACGAAUGAAACACUAGAUGAAGCACCUUACAUACUAAUUUUAUUGACUAUCCACUAAAAACAAAAACAAAAAACAAAAAACAAAAACAAUAUACUGCAUACUAAAAACAGUACUGCACAGAAAUUACAAAUCCAAAAUCAAAACAACAUAAUUUAUGUAUUGUAUAAAAAUAGUAUAAUUAGUAAAAUAUAAGGACAGAUGCAUUCUAUUUGAAUAGCGAUACAGUACAUGUGUGGAUAUUAGGAAAGCAUUUUUAAGCUCUCCACUCUUACAUAACAAGUAUAUCAUAUUCUGCCAAGUAACAAAUUGAACGUGCCUCUUAACACUUCUGGUUACAUUAGAGGUUCCUUUAUAAUAUACACUUCACAAUAUCGGACGCAUUGCAAUCAAGGUCAUUAACAGAGGCAUCAUUAUAAUUUUUCAUCAUCAUAAUCAUAUUUAUUAAAAUUUUCAUCACAUUUACAUCAUUAACAUCAUUAUCAUCCAUCAUCGUUACCAUCAUCAUUGACAGUAUCAUCAUUAUCAGACGCAUCGCUUGAUUACAAUAAUUUUCGUCGUGCAGAAGUUGAUUUUUGCACAGACGUAUCGUUCAUAUGUACUCUACACAUCAGAGGACAUUCACCUGUGAUCCAUCAACAAGAGUAUAAGCUAUCUCGUUAGUCAAUUACUCAUCAUACUUUAUAUACAGCACUUUUCACGCAAUUUUGUGAAGAUCAGAGCGUUUUGAAGCGUGGACUAGCUCUAACUUUGUUCUCUUCCACAGUCAACGUACCUGGUAAUUGAUACCAGGUACUCUCGUCUGUCAACAGCAAGGGCUGUGAACAGUACACCGGCGUAAAUACUUUUUACUCUUUCUUCAUUCACUAUUUUCAACAGCUUUUAUCCUUAUUAUUUCUUUUUUUUUCUCAGAUUUGGUCAUCCUUGUUAUUCUUUCUAUUAUAUAUCUAUCCCUCUUAAACCCACCACUGGCGAAACCAGCGUUGUACAUAGGUUGCGAAUAUUAUAGUUUAGUUUAAUUUUGAUGCUUUAAAAAAAAAAAUUGUUUGAGCUAUUGAAGAUUAGUUUGUAGGUUCUCGUAAUAUUAUCAGAUAUUUUACUACAUAGAAUGACAUACUAUUCAAAUAAUAUUUAAAUAUUAUUUGAAUAGUAAUACAAUGUUAAAAAUUAUAAUUUGACAUAAUUAUAUCUUAUAAAGUAGAUUCUUCUAUACU
Molecule: messenger RNA, 3436 nt
Organism: Anneissia japonica
Lineage: Eukaryota; Metazoa; Echinodermata; Crinoidea; Comatulida; Comatulidae
Exons: 5
Coding region: 1070-2194 (374 amino acids)
Biological process (GO): regulation of apoptotic process
Molecular function (GO): protein binding
Source: RefSeq, a predicted model, not a curated record